Zerene cesonia (dogface butterfly) is the source of this 1065-nucleotide messenger RNA. Its product is annotated as farnesyl pyrophosphate synthase-like. Gene Ontology annotation, cellular component: cytoplasm. Gene Ontology annotation, biological process: trans, trans-farnesyl diphosphate biosynthetic process. NCBI's taxonomy places the organism in Eukaryota, Metazoa, Arthropoda, Insecta, Lepidoptera, Pieridae. The record is from RefSeq and is a predicted model, not a curated record. Gene Ontology annotation, molecular function: (2E,6E)-farnesyl diphosphate synthase activity; dimethylallyltranstransferase activity. The coding region runs from base 1 to 1065 and encodes 354 amino acids. The transcript has 5 exons.
AUGAGUAUUACUACUUCACUUUCGGAAUACAAAAGUGAAAUGAAAUCAUUUGAAGGAGUAUAUACGAAAAUUAUCGAUGCAGUAUGCAAGAAUUUUGGUCUCCAACAAAAUCCUUCAGUAGCUGUCUGGGUGAAAAAGAUACUGGAUUACAAUUUACAUGGUGGCAAGAAAGCACGCGGAUUAACGACUAUACUCGCUUAUGAAACAUUGGAGAAAAAAGACAACGUUAAUAAGGAAACUCUAGAAAUUGUAAGAGCUCUGGGAUGGUGUGUGGAAAUGCUUCAAGCAUAUUCUCUAAUAAUGGAUGAUAUUAUGGAUGGAUCGACAACUCGCAGGGGUGUCCCUUGUUGGUACCGACUGCCUGAGGUCGGUAUGGGAGCCAUAAACGAUUGUAAUCUUGUUCAGUCAGCAAUGUAUGAAGUGAUUAGACUAUACUGUGAGAAUCUACCUACAUACAAAGAAAUAGUGCAUCUGUUUAAUGAGACUCUCUUCUACGCUUCCAUUGGUCAACAUUUAGACUUCACAAUGGCGCAUCGCAACAAAGAUGAUUUCAGUCUUUUCACUCCGGAGCGUUAUGCUGCGAUAGUAAAGUUUAAAACGGGCUAUUAUACCUUUAAAUUGCCAAUAUUCUUGGGUAUGUUGGUAGCAAAUAAUGUCAACUCUGAUACUUAUAAAAGAGCUGAAAAAAUCUGCCUGGAUCUAGGAUACUUAUUUCAAAUGCAAGAUGAUUUUUUGGAUUGCUUUAGUUCUGAGCAGAUAACUGGAAAGGCGGGAACCGACAUACAAGAGGGUAAAUGUUCUUGGCUUGCAGUUGCAGCACUUCAGCGCUUUACAACUGCGCAACUUGAAAUGUUUAUAGAUUGUUACGGAAGCCACGAUCCAGCGAAAGUAAAGCGCGUGAAGCAGCUUUAUGAAGAAUUGGAGCUACGGGACGUGUAUCAAAGCGAAGAACAUCAAAGAUAUAAAGCUAUUAUAAAAUUGGCGGAAGAGCUACCAUCUGAUGCGGGGGCAUUGCCAGAGUUGUUUAAAAAAUUAUUAGCUUUAACUUAUGAUAGAAAGAAAUAA